This is a messenger RNA of Trifolium pratense (red clover), 1534 nucleotides long. Its product is annotated as homeobox-leucine zipper protein HAT5. Gene Ontology annotation, cellular component: nucleus. NCBI's taxonomy places the organism in Eukaryota, Viridiplantae, Streptophyta, Magnoliopsida, Fabales, Fabaceae. The transcript has 4 exons. Gene Ontology annotation, molecular function: sequence-specific DNA binding; DNA-binding transcription factor activity, RNA polymerase II-specific. The record is from RefSeq and is a predicted model, not a curated record. Gene Ontology annotation, biological process: positive regulation of DNA-templated transcription. The coding region runs from base 436 to 1299 and encodes 287 amino acids.
AAGACUUUAGCCACAGAAGACACUCAGUUGCACACACUCACCACAUACAUACACCCUCCACAAAACCUCGCCGGAAAAUCCAUCUCCGGCAAUCGGCGUUCCUCCAACUCCGGUGAACUCUCAAAGUUCAAAACUGAAUCAAACAAAAGACCACCGGAAUCGGUGGUUUUAAUCUUACUGUGCAUGAUGGGAUCUUGCAUAUGUCCGUUAGAAACUCCGGCGAGGUUGCUUUGGACAACUAGUUUCUUCCGUCAUAAGUUAAUGAUCUUUUAAUCCAUAGCCCAUCAAAGAAAAUUCAAUAAAAAUACGAACUUUUGAAUUUGAAGAGAAAAAAAAUUUCAUUUUUUUUUUUUUUCUGAUUCUGAAAGAUUAUUAGUAAAAGUUGAAAAUUUAGCAUACCCUUUAACGUGAAGUUUGUGAAGUUGAAGUGAAAAAAUGGAGUCUGGUCGUCUUUACUUUGAUAGUUCUAGUUGUCGUGGUAACAACAACAUGAAUAUGCUCUUUCUUGGGAAUGCUGAUCUUGGUUUUCGAGGAAGGUCAAUGAUGAGCAUGGAGGAAGGCUCAAAAAGGAGACCUUUCUUUAGCUCGCCGGAUGAACUGUAUGAUGAGGAGUAUUACGAGGAGCAGUCGCCGGAGAAGAAGCGCCGCCUCACUUCCGAGCAGGUUCAUCUGUUGGAGAAGAGCUUUGAGGAAGAGAACAAACUUGAGCCAGAGAGGAAGACUCAAUUGGCCAAGAAGCUAGGGUUGCAGCCUAGACAGGUGGCUGUAUGGUUUCAGAACCGUAGGGCUAGAUGGAAGACAAAACAACUUGAAAGAGAUUAUGAUGUUCUUAAAUCUUCCUAUGAUUCCCUACUUUCAACAUAUGAUUCCAUUAUCAAGGAGAAUGAGAAACUCAAAUCUGAGGUGGUAUCCUUAAAUGAGAAGCUUCAAGUUCCAGCUAAAGAUAUGCCUGAAGAACCUUUAUUAUCAGAAAAGAAAGCUGAUCCACUUCAAGUGGACAUAGCUCAAAUUUUCAGCAUAAAGGUGGAUGACCACAUGAGUUCUGGAAGUGUUGGAAGUGCGGUGGUGGACGAGGGUAGUCCUCAUGUCGUUGUUGACAGUGUUGAUUCAUACUUUCCAGCUGACAACUAUGGUGGAUGUGUGGCUCCUAUUGAAAGAGUUCAAUCAGAGGAAGAUGAUGGAAGUGAUGAUGGGAGGUGUUACUUUGAUGUGUUUGUUGCAUCUGAAACAACUGAGCAACAAAACCAUGAAGGGGGAGAAGGAUUGAAUUGGUGGGGUAAUAUGUAUUAUGUUGCAUGAUGCAAACAUUGCAUUGCUUUCUUAUUAAGUUACAUAAGAAAGAGUAAGAACAUUGUAUAAUUAAAUGCAUCAUGUAAUUUGGGUGCUUUGGGUGCCUAAGAGUUGGAAUGUCUCUAAGCCAAGCUUAGUAAAUAAAAAGUCCAGUAAUUUGGGCAAUGGCGUCCUGUGUUGUACUUCCAAAUUUACAAUAAACUAUUUAAGUUAAAAGCUAUAGUAAAUUGUGUGCUUCUGUGUA